AUGUGUGUAACUAAGACUCAAAAUGACAAAAAUAACGAAUUAAUCAAUGCUAGAAAAGAUAAAAGUAAUAGUACUAAUUGGGAAGAACAAGACAAUAAUAAUGAUGUAGGAAGUACAGAAAAUAACAAUAUUGAAAAAGAAUUAUGUUGCAAAGAGAAUGAUGGUAAAGUUGAAACUGUAAAUGCCGAUAUUGAAAGUCACAUUACAACAAGUACAACAGAACUUAAAGUAAGAGUAAAUAAUAAUCAAGUAGAAUGUAAGAAUAAAACAAAUGAUGAAGCAUCUUGUUCGAAAAUCGUCAACGAUAAUGCAAAAUAUAAUAAUCAUAAAAAUGAACAAUCACAUAAUACAUAUGUUGAGUUACAUCGUGAUACAAAUUUGAAUUUGGAAAAUUGGAAUAACAACAAAGAUACCCUGAAUGUUAAUCUCAAGAAACAUAAUAAAGCUCAAGACUCAAAUAGCUCCUCUGAGGAAAGCAACGAUUCUGAUGAAUCUAAUGAAACAAGUGAUUGCAGUGUUGAUAAAUUAGACAAGAGAUAUAGACAAAGCACCAAAUCAAAAACAAAUGAUAAAAAUGAUGCUAGAAAACAAGGUAGUAAACAAAACAGAAAUGAUGUCAUUAAGUUGAAAAGAGAAAAUAAUUCCAAUAAUAGAGUUAACAAUGAGAAAUGUGAUAGUUGUGGACAAUUUUUAAAUGAUCCGGAAUUGCUAUAUUAUCAAGGACAUCCACAAGAUGCCGUUGAGGAAUAUGUUGCAUUAACUGACGAUAAAUUGGUGCUGACAGCUGGCGAUGAAGGAAAUAUCAUGGAAAGACCACAAACAAAUAUAACUGGUUUCUCUAUCUUUGACAAACAAGGUCACUUGUGUCCUAUUGACGGUAAUCUUAUAGAAAACGAUGUUCGCAUUUGUAUGUCUGGAUAUCUGAAAUCAAUUUGCUCUGAUUCACCCGAGAUUGAUGACGAUUCUGUACCUGUUAAAGAUAUUGGUCCUAUUAUUGAAUGGUACAUCCAUGGCUUUGAUGGCGGAAAUAAGAAUUGCAUCACACUAUCGACUGAAUUUGGAGAAUACAAUCUAAUGAAACCAAGCACUGAUUAUACACCUCUUAUGAAUAACUUAUUCGAAAAAAUAUGGCUAAGUAAAGUUGUGGUAGAGUAUCUUGAAGAAAAUUACAACAUGCACCCAACUUAUGAAGAUUUACUGCAAGUUAUUAAACAAACGACAAUCCCAGACCUUGGUAACAAGGAAAUGACAGAAGAAAUGCUUCACAAGCACGCUCAAUUUGUUUGUGACCAAGUUAUCAGCUUAGAAGACGACGACGAGGAUUCUCCACCUCUUAUAACCUUGCCUUGUAUGAGGGAACUAAUAAAACUAAUGGGGAUUAAGUUUGGGAAGCGCAAGACACAUGCCAAGAUAGACUUUAAGAAAGUCAAUAAAAAGACUUUAACUAGGGCUACAACUACGCCUUUAGUGCGAAAAACAUUUGAAAGCUUUUUCACUCAUCAAUUGGACAAAACAAACCAUGAGUUAGUGUUGAGAAGAAAGAGAUGUGGCAUUUGUGAAGCAUGCCAAUUACCAGACUGUGGCGAAUGUAAAGCUUGUCGAGCCAUGGCCAAAUUUGGUGGACACGGACGCACGAAAAAAGCUUGCAUACGCAGAAAUUGCCCAAAUAUGGCCGUGCAACAAGCAGAGGACUCAGAUCCAGAAGACGAUGAAGAUUAUGACGAUGAAAAGAAGGCUCAAAAUAAAUUAGAAGAUAGCGUUCCAGUUAAGUUGAUUGGAACUUACAGAAAUAUAAAAUGGAUUGGUGACAGCGUAAAAGCAGACUCAAAUAAAGUGUAUUACGAGAAAGUGUUGAUUGAUGGCUCAGAAUUGGCAGUCGGAGACUAUGUUAUGGUGGAAACUUCUCAAGCUAACAUUCCGGCUUUGGUCGCUCGAAUUGUUUACAUAUGGAAAGAAACUUCCAAUUCUCAAAUGGGUUACUUUCAUGGAGAAGUUUUUAUAAGAGCUACCGAAACUGUGCUGGGUGAAGUUGGUGAUCCAAGGGAAGUAUUUUUGGGGGAUAAAUGUUGCCAUGCUGCACCACUUUCAUCUAUAUUACGCAAAGCAACUGUUGAAAGAACGGAAACUCUGAAAGAUUGGUUUAAAAUGGGUGGCAAGGAAGUGAACGACGAUACAUUUGAAGACGAUGGGAAGACUUACUUUUACAAUAAAUUUUAUGAAAGAUUCACUGCACGUUUUGAAGAUUUGCCAGAAGAUCCUCCAUGUCCCAAUGAUUUAAGACGACACAGAUUCUGCCCUUCGUGUGAAAGGAAAUCGAAACGCGACGACAAAAAUAUUCCAAAGGUCUAUGGAGAAAUUGUAGCAAAAUCAGAUAUUGUUAAAGAUGAUAGAACGGAAUGGUCUGUCGUAAAGUGGCAGAGCAAUGAAUAUAAGAAAGGAAGAGGCGUAUUUCUCAAACCGGGAACAUUUGGUUUAAAAAAUACUUUGACUAUAGACAACAAUAAUGACAAAAUAAAACUUGAGAAAGUAGAUGAGGAUAAGUAUCCUGAAUAUUACAGAAAGAGCGAUAAUUAUUUACGGGGUUCGAACGUUGACACCGGCGAGCCAUUCUGUGUUGGAUACAUAGUUGCAGUUACAGCAAAGGGCAGAGGACCGCUUAUUGUUCCUCAAGAUAUUUAUCUUAAAGUGAAUGUUCUUUAUAGACCAGAAAACACAGUAAGCAGAUUUCCUCAACACGAAGAUUUCAAUCUUGUUCAUUGGACUAAUGAACACAGAGAAAUUCCUUUCUCAGCAGUUGUUGGACCUUGUCACUUAUUUUACGAAAAAAACGUUCCAGAACAAGAUUCCAUUCAUAAGUGGUUAGAAGAAGACCCAAGUAGAUUUUACUUUAAGACGGCUUUCGAUAAAUCUAGUGGACAAUUUUUUGACGUACCUGAUCAUGCCACUUCUGUAGGUCGUGAGUAUAUAAGCAAAAGCAAGGGUAAGGGGAAAGGCAAGACCAGUAAGCCUCAAGAGAUCAAAAUGAAGGCUGAAGAGGUACAAAUAAGGCCAUUAAGAACUCUGGAUGUAUUUGCUGGAUGUGGCGGUCUUUCUGCAGGACUACAUCAGUCCGGCAUUGCUGAAUGUCGUUGGGCCAUCGAAAAUGUUGAAGCUGCAGCUCAUGCAUAUUCUAUGAAUAAUAAAAACUGCAUAGUGUUUAAUGAAGAUUGCAAUGCAUUGUUGAAAGAUGCUAUGUCUGGUGCUACACACAGCGCUGGUGGCUUGAGACUACCGAUGCAGGGCGAAGUCGAGCUACUUUGUGGUGGACCUCCAUGUCAGGGAUUUUCUGGAAUGAACAGAUUCAAUUCCAGAGAAUACUCCAAUUUCAAAAAUUCUUUGGUCGCCUCUUACCUGUCGUUCUGUGACUACUACCGCCCGAAGUACUUCAUCCUGGAGAAUGUUCGCAAUUUCGUUGCUUUCAAGAAAGGAAUGGUUCUAAAACUGACACUACGAGCAUUAUUGGUUAUGGGCUACCAGUGUACUUUUGGGGUUAUUCAAGCUGGUAAUUAUGGGGUACCACAAACGCGAAGAAGACUUAUUAUUUUCGCUGCUGCUCCAGGAUACAAACUUCCUCUUUACCCUGAACCGACUACUGUUUUUAGCAGACGCGCUUGCUCGUUGAUGACUAAUAUAGAUGGUAAACGAUUCGUUACAAAUAUUCAAUGGGAUGGUUCGGCUCCCAGACGAACUUGUACAAUUCGUGAUGCUAUGAGCGAUUUGCCAGAAAUAAGUAGUGGAGCGAAUAAGCUUGAAAUUGAGUACGGUUCCGUGCCUGAAAGUCAUUUUCAGCGCGUAGUUAGAAGAAGAGAUAAGUCAGCGAAGUUACGUGAUCACAUAUGUAAGACUAUGGCCCCAUUGGUGCAAGAGAGGAUCUGCAGAAUACCCACUGCACCUGGAUCGGAUUGGAGAGACCUGCCUAAUAUUUCUGUUACUUUAGCAGAUGGAACCAAGUGCAAGGUGCUGCAAUACCGCUACGACGAUAAAAAGAACGGGCGAUCGUCAACGGGCGCGCUACGAGGCGUGUGCGCAUGUGCCGAACGCGGUGCUUGUCAACUAGGGGACAAACAGGAGAACACUCUCAUACCCUGGUGUUUACCGCACACUGGGAACAGGCAUAAUAAUUGGGCUGGUCUUUACGGGCGCGUUUCUUGGGACGGUUAUUUCAGCACGACAGUAACGGACCCCGAGCCAAUGGGCAAGCAAGGCCGUGUAUUGCACCCAGUGCAAAACAGAGUAGUAUCCGUGAGGGAAUGCGCGCGAUCGCAGGGAUUCCCCGAUAGUUAUGUCUUUGCUGGAUCUGUAUUGGAUAAACAUCGACAGAUCGGAAAUGCUGUUCCACCACCCUUGGGAGCUGCGUUGGGGCGCGAAAUAAAAAUAGCAUUGGCGGCGACAACUAUUUCUUAAUCAUUAAUUUUUAUCCAUAUGAUAACAUUUCUAGAAUGUUUAUUUUUGUACUAAUCCGUACUGUAAGGUACUACCAUGUUACCACGAAUUAAAUGUUCUUAUUUUAUGUUUAAGACGAUUCUAGUUGUUAAAUUUUUAUUCAAU
Messenger RNA from Hyposmocoma kahamanoa, 4587 nucleotides. Its product is annotated as DNA (cytosine-5)-methyltransferase PliMCI-like. The record is from RefSeq and is a predicted model, not a curated record. Bases 1 to 4443 code for a protein of 1480 amino acids. Lineage: Eukaryota; Metazoa; Arthropoda; Insecta; Lepidoptera; Cosmopterigidae. Gene Ontology annotation, molecular function: DNA (cytosine-5-)-methyltransferase activity; DNA binding; zinc ion binding. The transcript is spliced from 6 exons. Gene Ontology annotation, cellular component: nucleus.